This is a messenger RNA of Neofelis nebulosa (Clouded leopard), 875 nucleotides long. Its product is annotated as olfactory receptor 7A10-like. The coding region runs from base 96 to 875 and encodes 259 amino acids. The transcript is spliced from 4 exons. Lineage: Eukaryota; Metazoa; Chordata; Mammalia; Carnivora; Felidae. The record is from RefSeq and is a predicted model, not a curated record. Gene Ontology annotation, molecular function: G protein-coupled receptor activity; olfactory receptor activity. Gene Ontology annotation, cellular component: membrane. Gene Ontology annotation, biological process: G protein-coupled receptor signaling pathway.
CACCAGGCAAUGAUACUCAAAUUUCAGAAUUUCUUCUUCUGGGAUUAUCAGAUGAACCAGAAUUACAGCCCAUCAUAUUUGGGCUUUUCCUCUCCAUGUACCUGAUCAUUGUGUUUGGAAACCUGCUCAUCGUCCUAGCUGUCAGUUCUGACUCCCACCUCCACACACCCAUGUACUUCUUCCUGGCCAACCUGUCCUUUGUGGACAUCUGCUUCACCUCUACUGUCAUCCCAAAGAUGCUCUGGAACAUCCAGACUCAGAGCAAAGUCAUAACCUAUGCAGGCUGCAUCACACAGAUGUACUUUUUCCUACUCUUUGUAGAAUUAGACAUCUUUCUCCUGACUGUGAUGGCUUACGACCGCUUUGUGGCCAUCUGUCACCCCCUGAACUACAUGGUCAUCAUGAACCCCCGGCUCUGUGGACUGCUGGUUCUGGUGUCCUGGAUCAUGUUUGUCUCCCUAUUUUAUUGUACUGGCCUGGGAGUGUACCUUAGCUCUGCUGCUACCCAGAGCUCCCACUCAAGUGCCACAGCCUCAGUGGUGUAUACAGUGGUCACACCCAUGCUGAACCCCUUCAUCUACAGCCUGAGGAACAAAGACAUGAAGGGGGUGUUUGGCAACAUCCUUUCACACAUGGCCAAAUAUCCCCACGGGCCAACUCCUGCCUGGUUGAGAACCGCUGUGCCAGGGUUUGAGAACUGGAAGCAUCGUGACCGAAUUCCAAUCAAGGCUUCAUCCAGCAUGACAAUUUAUAACUGCGAUAUUAUGAUUUACUGGGUGGCUGGGUGGCGCCAUUUUUCACCGCUCCUGCGCAUGCGCCUGCGCGCCGACAAGCCCUGCAGCAAUCCACCCCAGGAGGCUAGCAGCGCCAUCUAG